AUGACACAGAACAUGUUCCAGGAGGGGUUGUACCAGGUGUUUUUUAAGGAGACACCUUCAACCCGCCCACCGACCCAGGUUACCAAUCCCAGCGAGCUAAUCAAUGGCAGGAUUCAUCGUUGGUUUGGGACUGUGGUGAAUACCAGACUAUUAGUCACAGGGGUGGUGCAGAUCCUCAGUGCCUUAGCUUGCAUACUAGCCACAGUCACCCAUGCAUGUGUGAGCUACAACUGCUCUGUCUCCAUGACAACACCUGUGUGGUCAAGCCUAUUUUAUGUGGCUGCUGGGUGUCUGGCAAUGGAGGUUCAGAGGAAAGCUAAUAAAUUAAAGAUCAUCGCUCUGAUGGGCUUGAACCUCUUUAGUCUGCUGUUUGGCUUCUCUGCUCUCCUGGCCAACAGCCUCAUGUCUACACAUCCUGUCGCACUCAACACAAACCAACAGCGUAUUGGUUCAUAUGUUGCAAAGGGGAGCUCCAUAGCAUUUACUGUACAGUGCUUUCUGGCGUCAGUCUACAUACUGUUCCUGUCAUUGAGAGGCCUGCAUCGCUACAGUCCUCCCCAUAUGAAGGCCUACAUCCGCAUCUCACAGGUCAAUAUUGUAGGGGGGAUCCAGAUGAAAGCAACGGGCCUCUACUGGAACAAGAGGAAUUCAAUCUGUAAACUCAAAGACCUGAAACGACACACUCCUGAUCCCCUGUGCACCAGCCCGGGGACCCUGGUGUGA
Molecule: messenger RNA, 723 nt
Organism: Cottoperca gobio
Lineage: Eukaryota; Metazoa; Chordata; Actinopteri; Perciformes; Bovichtidae
Gene: tmem253
Product: transmembrane protein 253
Exons: 7
Coding region: 1-723 (240 amino acids)
Cellular component (GO): membrane
Source: RefSeq, a predicted model, not a curated record